CACGCUUCAGUCUGCCUGGAGUCUCCUCAGAACUCGGUACCGGCGGACCGAACCGGUGACGUUGGACCGGGACUGAAAGGGAUUUUAUUUCCUUAAAUCAUUCUGCUUCCGGGGUUCUGGUUCCCUCUGAGUUCUGCUGGAUUUGGGUCAGAACUUUUUCGGACCUGAUGCUUCUAGAACGGACCCGCGAGAGCGGAACAGCGGCUCGUUUCAGGUCCGUUUAAAGACGUUCUGGUUCCGAUGCGGACCGGGUCGUGAUGCCGACUGCCCCCCCACCGCAUCACCCGUACCCUGAGCGAUGACUAUGAGUUCAUUAUCGGACACCUUAAUCCCGACCAACGGGUCCAAAUCGGCCUUUUUGGAGUUCGGUUACCCCGGAGCCCAGCAGCCGUCUCCGGGUCUGACUCACAACCCGUACCCGGUCCACGGCCUGCACGCAGUCGGGACCCCGCAGACCGACGGGCCCUUCGGGGCCGGAGCGUCCCCCUACGGCCGCUCCUACCCGGCCUACCACGCGCCCAUGAGCGCGCACCAUCCCGGGAGCUAUCUACCGUACCAGCACGGCGCGCACGACGGCGCGCUGGCACAUCUGGAGGAGUCCGAGCUGGAGAAGCCCACCGAGGUGAUAGAGAACGGUGAGGUGAGGCUGAACGGGAAAGGGAAAAAGAUCCGGAAGCCUCGGACCAUCUACUCCAGCCUGCAGCUCCAGGCCCUCAACCAGCGCUUCCAGCAAACCCAGUACCUGGCCCUGCCAGAGCGGGCCGACCUGGCGGCCAAACUGGGCCUGACGCAGACCCAGGUAAAGAUUUGGUUCCAAAACAAGCGGUCCAAAUACAAGAAGAUCAUGAAGAACGGGCCCUGUGGACCUGAGGUGGACCCCCUCGGCCCCCCACCGCCCUCCUCCUCGUCGCCGUGCUCCCUGUGGGACAUCAGUAUGGCUGCCAAAAGUGCUCCAGUGCACACCGGGGGGUACAUGAACAAUUUUGGACACUGGUACCCGGGACACCAGCAGGACACGAUGGCGAGGACCCAGAUGAUGUGACAGAUGGGUUGUGGAUUAAUAUAGAGCCGGAGUCACCAUGGAGGGAGCAGUAGAAACUCAGACAGCUCAAAGCAAACUCAGCCACAUCGGCCAGAGACAGCGGGGAAUGCGGCGGAGCUCAACUGGAAAAGUGCACUUCCACGCCUCCGAAGGCUCGAGCAGCGAGCCUCGGGAAUGAGGGAAACAGAGACUUAUGGUUCAGGCCGAAAAAGAUCAGGAAAUCAUCUAACACGCUAACAGGCUUUCGUAAGUUUGCUGCAUUAGAAGAAAAACUGAAUCUAAUGGGUCGAUCGUUCUUUUCUGUCUGUAAAAUAAACAUCAGCCCUUCAUCAACAACCAGAACCGCUUCUGGGUCACGCUGUCUGCGGUCGUGUCUGCUGGAUUCAGUCCGCUUUUAAUCCUCUCAAAGUAAAAGUCAGUGGCCCUUUGUGUCACUUUGAAAUGAAAUGAAAAUAAAAACGACGUUGUGUUUUACUGA
Nothobranchius furzeri (turquoise killifish) is the source of this 1520-nucleotide messenger RNA. RefSeq names its product homeobox protein Dlx4a. NCBI's taxonomy places the organism in Eukaryota, Metazoa, Chordata, Actinopteri, Cyprinodontiformes, Nothobranchiidae. Gene Ontology annotation, biological process: negative regulation of transcription by RNA polymerase II; embryo development; cell differentiation. The record is from RefSeq and is a predicted model, not a curated record. Gene Ontology annotation, molecular function: DNA-binding transcription factor activity, RNA polymerase II-specific; RNA polymerase II cis-regulatory region sequence-specific DNA binding.